AUGCAGGAAGUGGACCGCACCCAGGCAGGCUUGCAGCGGGCGUUCAGUGUCCUGGACCGCCUGCUGCUCACUCAUCCUGUGUGGCUGCAGCUGUCACUCAACCAGGACUCAGCUCUAUACAUCCUGCUCAGAGAGCCUAUUGGGACUUUUCUGGUUCGUAAGUGCAGCUCCAGCCAGAGGAAGGUACUGUGUUUGAGGGUGACAGCUGACAGAAGUGCCUCCUCUGUUAAGGAGUGCUUCAUCUGUGAGGAGGACUCCACAUUCGCCUUGGAGAGCUCAGCACUCAGCUUCCCGGACCUAUGUCGUCUGGUGGCCUUCUACUGCAUCAGCAGAGAUGUCUUGCCAUUUCCUCUUCAGCUACCAGAGGCCAUUGCCAAUGCCACAACACACCGGCAGCUGGAAGCCAUCUCUUACAUGGGGCAGGACUUUUGGAGCUCACCGAGUGCUUUAGACAUCCAAAAUGGGCCUUUAGGGCCUGUUGCAUCAACCAGCAGCACCCAGUCCCAAAUGGGAGGGACUCAAGACAGAUGUUCUUUUAUGACAAGAGGCAAACAAGGCAAAGUCUGCUUCAUCAACCCCCUCUUUCUUCAGUUGGAGGUUAGCAAGCAACAGCCACAGCACACAAACCACAGCGCCUCCAAUAAACGGCACCGCUUCAAGCGCAGCAUGCGUCUGCGGCUUUCAGAGUCCUCCAUGAAUUUGUCCCUGGAAGGCGUGGGUUCCUACUCACCUCCCCCAUCGCUGGAGCAACCUGGAGGCUCGGAGGGGCUGCACAAAUCUAGUCCUAAUCCUCAAAGAAGAGUACAUGCAGGGGCUUGUGUCCUGAGGAGAACCCCAGCAGUAUCACCUGGGUCAGCAGAGGAAGAUGACAUGAUGGCAGUAUAUGUGCCACAGACAUCUGCUGCUGCUGAUGAAACACCCAAGUUCCAUCAGGAGGCAGGCAUCGAGGGAACAGUUCUGGGCUUGGAGCACCGGCCAGCUCCGUCCUUGGCUGAGCUUGACAGCUGUAGCUCCUUUAGCAGCAUGGAUGACGAAAAUGACUCAGCGUCAGAACCAGAAAGCAUGUCCCAGACCCAAACAAACACCUUCCACCGCCCUCCGCUCGUCCGCUCACGAGGCCGUGGAGGCCUGCAUCGCAUGAGUGAAGCAUUUGUGUGUUUUUUUGCGCCUGACAAGCGCCUGACUCGACUGGUGGAGGAACUGGCAAGAGACAGGCGCUCAGUGUUCAGAGAUAUGAUUCAGGAUUUCCUCCAGGAGCAGAGAAAGGUGCUUAAAACAUUGAGCACCUCUUCCACAUCUUCAUCCACAGGUGUAUCUUCAGUGCAGCUUCUGCAAGGUCUGCGCCUCUUCCUGUCACAGGCAAAGUGUUGCUUGUUGGACAGCAGAGAACUUGAGCCUCCCAUUGAAACUCUUGUGCCAGAGAAUGAGAAAGACCUGGCACUAGAGCGAGCUAUGUUCUCCUGCAUCCUCCGGCCUUUAAAGUGCCCGCUUGAGAAAGCCCUGACAGCUUUUCACAACCAAGAUGGCUCCACCCAGCUCCUCACACAGAACAUGCUCCGACUGAAAGGGAACGGUGCCAUGGAGAGGCUGGGCGUGCGGACUGGGGUCCCCGAUAUCCGGGAGGUGGAGAGGGUGAAGCAGAAACUGAUCCUCAUGCAGCGGACGCACUCGCCUAUUGAUAAGGUGCUGUUACUGCUCCAAGUGUGCAAGUUUGUGCACAAGGCGAUGGGGACCUUACAUGGAGAAGAUGUAAGCUGGGAUGACUUUCUUCCUGCGCUAUCCUAUGUGAUAGUAGAAUGUAACAGGCCUCAGCUGCUUAUAGAGGUGGAGUACAUGAUGGAGCUGCUGGAGCCUUCCUGGCUUGGCGGAGAGGGUGGCUACUAUCUGACCAGCGUAUAUGCUAGCCUGUGUCUGAUCCAGAGCCUGGAGCAGGAUCCACCUUUUUCUGGCUGUCUAACACCACAAGUGCAGGAUGCUUUGAAGGAGUGGAGCAGUCGACGGACCCUGGAGGCCCAAAAACAAAAAGAGACCCAACAGAGCCAAAGGUGCGUUCGGAUACUGUUCCAGGACGGGGAGCGGAGCGCUGUGCGGACGUUGCAGUGGAGAGCCGGGGAGACCAGCCAGGCCCUGGCGCAGCUGUGUGCGUCCACCUUCGGAGUGUCCGACCCACAGCAAUAUACACUGUACUGGCGCAGCGGUGGCGAGAUGAGGGCCCUGCCGUCCCACGCCCAGCCCCAGGACCUGGCUGGGCACAGCGAGGGGGGGCCCUCGCUCUCCUACCUGAGGACCGACCACGACUUCAGCAAGAUGCGGCGGCUCACCAGAGGUGGCGCCGUGGACCUGAGCGAGUCAGUGUGCGAGGAGUGAGUGGGAGGCACAGAGGAAGGAGGAGGGGGAGAUGGAUGGAUGGUUGGUGUUUUUCUCUGUCUCUUUCUCUCUCUGUCUCCUCUCUCCGGCGGUGUGCUGUGCCUCGUCACGGAUCGGGACUUUUUGUGAAAAACUACAGUCCUAGACCCAUCCUGGUCCUAAACAGGACCGGAUCAGAGCAAAGAAAACUUACUGAGAGUUCUGCCACACUUGAGGCUGCUUGUGUAAAAGGAGUGUACUAUUUGUGACAUGGAAAAUAUGUAAUAAAUGGAUAUGAUUGUUUUUUUUUUCCUGCAACCUGAACCCAGAGUUAUACCAUGAAGGGAUUACAUCAUUAAGAGACGUGGAGGCUCAAAUCCAAAGAAUACAAAUUCUGCGAGACUACUGUUGCCUAGAAACAAAACCACUUCCUGUACGCACUUAGGGAGGCAAAUUGUCCAAGGUGGUGAUGUAACCCUUUUACGGUGUAAGUCUGGGUUAAAUCUUAAAGACACUUGGAUGUAUUAUUGCUUCACUUUCUGUGCAAAAAUUGGCUGAUGUUUAACGGUGGGGAUGCAACCUUUUCUGUGGUUUGCGAGAUGUGUUAUAGCCAAGACCAAACUGCAGUACCAAAGUGACAUGCAUCAAGAAGAGGGGAAAUUUGGGGCUGUCUAGUUUGAAAAAAAAAUGGGAUUUGAAAUGAGCUGUGUUUAAGAACCUCCUGCAGAGAUGGUUUUAUAUUUGCUUGUUGGAGAGAAGGCGCAGUUUUUUGCUGGUGAAAUACCUAAAUGAAAGGAAGGUGACAAAAAAGUUUCAUUUGUUUUAUGUCUAAGGCCAUGUCUACAAUAAUAAGGGUAUUUUGAGAUAUGGGCAAUGGAGAGCAAAUAUUUUUGAGUUUUACCAAGGCUGCAAUCACCAUAAAAAUGAGGAAAGGAUUAUUUUAAAAAUCCUCACACGCCUUUUUGUUUCCAUCAGGGCUACAUCAAGUUGUCAAUCCCUAAAGCCAGAUACCACACAAUUAUUCUUUGAUCAAAUUUUUAGCGAUAGAUGAAUAUGACAAUUAGUCAUCCUACUCCUGUCAAAAGAAAAACACCACAUUUUGGGAACCGAAUUUUAAAAUUAGUCAUCAACUUAGAGAUAUAUAUUUUUUUUAGAUAUUUAAUGAGUAAAUAAUUGAAAAGCCUUUUAGAGAACCUUAAAGGCCAAAACAUACUCUGGGCAAAAGAUUUGUUCUCUAUCACAGGAACAAUUAAUGGAAGGCAAAGUUAUUUUCUUAAAGUUUUAUUGACGCAUCAUCAGAGCUGAUCUGUUUCUCUUAUGUGGAGCCUAAAAACUAUUUAGUGAUUGGUCAGAGAUUGAACUUUAGGGAUUGAAAUUUAGGAAUUUCAAGAGAUUGAAAUUUAGGGAUAUUUUAUCCUUAGGAAAUGUGGACUUUUAAACUUUUAGAUUUCAGGAAGACUUUUAAAAAAAAUUAUAGCUUUGCUCUUUUACUUACAACUAUUAAGUUCUUUCUUGCUGAGACACUUUAUUCGUUGUCAGUAAACUCUUGUGCUCACAGAACGAUGGAAAUCUGGCUAUGCAUUAACCAUGCCUGCUUUAUAUUUUUGGCCAAUUGCAGAACCCCGGGUAAAGGUGCGUUCACACUGAGUGCUAAAGAGGCAAAUGAGGCAAGUUGUUUACAUACAAAGGCCCAAUCAGUCGGCGAUGCAAAUGGGGACUGGAUAUGGAUGUGAUGUAGGGUGAAGGAGUACAGUAGAGACACUUUUUAGUUAUAAACUCACCAGAGGUUGAUCUGUCCCUUUCCACUGGUACAGCAUUUCAUGACAGUGAGACAUAAGGAAGUAUCACUGGAAAUGAUGAUCUGGCCACAUAUCCUGGCAGUGGUACUGGCUAAACAGAGCAGACCUGGUGGCCCCAGUGAUGCUGGCAUCAACUUUGUUGUUCAGCUUCACAACACAGAAGACAAGACUUUACGAUGCGAGACUCUCAGCAUCAGAAAUAGCCAUAAUGCAGCACCAGUUUUCUGCUAGCAUAACCACAAGCUUGCAACUACAGUGAAUGAAUGUUGCAAAGAUUAUUUUGGGCAAAACUGGCAGAAAUCGUUCACUGGACAGUUUCUUUGAUGGCUUGACAUGUUUCACUACAAAAUUACAAAAAUAGAGCACAACUCUUGGAGUUUUUGUGUCACAUCUGUAGUUAUCUGAUGACGCUGACCCUGGUAGUCCUGUCUUUGUGAUCAAGCUGUACCAGCCAUUUAUCAUACUGAUGCAUAGCAUAUGUAUUACUAUGGUACAUACUGUGUAUACUUCUUAUUAGUAUGGCUGGCCAGGCUAGUAAUGAACAGGAAGUAAAGGCUGCAGGCGAGCACUGACCACAGAUCAGUAAUGGAGGAAAGAGCUAAUGAAUGUGUUGCUAUUGGGGAAGUUGUUCUUAUAUUCACAUGUCAGCUAGUAAUGGGGUUGUUGCUUCCAGCCAUGUUGAUGGGCAUGAUAGAAACAUCCGGAAAGAUUCCGACAUCAGAAACUGGGGAUCAGUCAUGUAAGGUAUAAGUUGUUUGUCAGAGCUGAUUCAAAAAAUGUGUUUCCAAUCUCCUGGUUUGCGCAAAAAUCACCUCAAAUGAACGUUAAAGCUCUUUUUUUCUUUUUUCAAAUGUUUUUGUUUCCAUUAAGCUUUUCUAAUGCAAUACUUCAACAUUUUUAAAGAAGCCGAUGGAAACACAUCUUCUUAGUGUAAUAAUGUUAUUAUCUUGCAGUCCUGGUAUGAGAGCUCAUUUUUGGCAUAAUGUUUCUUCUACAAUAUAUGAUUGGUUAGAAAUUUUGCAGUGGUCAGUCUUCUGACAUAUAUUGCUUUGGGACUUCCUGGGAGUUCUGUAUUGGAGUGGCUUGUAAAGUAUGAAAUAUUGACAAUGUUUUCGCUUGUAAGCAAAGGUAUCUUUUUUUUCAGAUUAUGAUCAAAACCUUAAACCUAGCACUACUUUUAGCCAUGCUCAGGUAAUAUCAGUUAGGUUAUUGCCACCCGCUGGCCUAGUGUUGGGAUAAUUUCCUUUUUUGAUUGGAAUAAAAAAUGGUGAAUGCUGUUUUUUUUU
Molecule: messenger RNA, 5431 nt
Organism: Cyprinodon tularosa
Lineage: Eukaryota; Metazoa; Chordata; Actinopteri; Cyprinodontiformes; Cyprinodontidae
Product: ras and Rab interactor 2
Exons: 11
Coding region: 1-2367 (788 amino acids)
Biological process (GO): vesicle-mediated transport
Cellular component (GO): endocytic vesicle; cytosol
Molecular function (GO): small GTPase binding; guanyl-nucleotide exchange factor activity
Source: RefSeq, a predicted model, not a curated record